AUGCUGCCCGCGGCCGGUCCCAGCCCCGGGCUGACCUGUGGGCUUGUGCUCGUCGCCGCCGUGCUCCUGCAGUCCGUCUGCGUGGCCGUCACCUUCCUCUACUUCACCAACGAACUCAAACAGCUCCGGGACACAUACUCCAAGAGUGGCAUUGCUUGUCUCACCGGGGAGGAAAUGGGAAAUUUCAUCCAAAACUUGGAUCUAAUAGAAAGCGAAGACAGAGUGGCUGAUCCCUGCUGGCAAGUAAAGUGGCACCUGGGAAAGUUAAUUAAAAAGAUGAUGUCAAGAAGCUACAAGGAAAACGUAUCUGCAGUCAAUGCUGAAAGAGCUCUGACUCUGUCACAGAGUGAGGGGCAGCAACCACGUGCUCCCAUCAACAGGAUUGCAGCGCAUCUGACGGGCAACAGCAAUAGGAAGAAUUCCCCAUCCCCACGCAUAGAUUCCUUGCCCAGAAGAGGCAAUGGACACAAAAUAAGCAACUGGGAAUCAAGGAAGGGGCACUCUUUCCUUUACAACGUGGAGCUGAGGAAUGGCGAGCUGGUGAUACCCCAGACAGGCUUCUAUUACAUCUACUCACAAACCUAUUUCCGCUUCCGUGAGAACGAGAACGAGGAGUCAGAUUUGUUGGUACAAAUCAGGAACCCCAAACAGCUUGUCCAAUAUGUUUACAAACUGACUAAUUACCCAGAGCCCAUUUUGCUGAUGAAAAGUGCAAGAACAAGCUGCUGGUCCAAAAAGGCAGAAUAUGGACUUUACUCCAUUUACCAAGGCGGUGUCUUUCAGCUGAAAAGAGAGGACAGGGUUUUUGUCUCUGUCAGCAACAGUGACAUAGUUGACAUGGACAAAGAAGCAAGUUUUUUUGGAGCCUUUAUGAUUGGUUAA
Molecule: messenger RNA, 882 nt
Organism: Indicator indicator
Lineage: Eukaryota; Metazoa; Chordata; Aves; Piciformes; Indicatoridae
Gene: TNFSF10
Product: TNF superfamily member 10
Exons: 5
Coding region: 1-882 (293 amino acids)
Biological process (GO): immune response
Cellular component (GO): membrane
Molecular function (GO): tumor necrosis factor receptor binding; CD40 receptor binding
Source: RefSeq, a predicted model, not a curated record